Messenger RNA from Zalophus californianus (California sea lion), 2492 nucleotides. It is a transcript of the gene TMEM266, whose product is annotated as transmembrane protein 266. The record is from RefSeq and is a predicted model, not a curated record. The transcript is spliced from 12 exons. Bases 216 to 1934 code for a protein of 572 amino acids. NCBI's taxonomy places the organism in Eukaryota, Metazoa, Chordata, Mammalia, Carnivora, Otariidae. Gene Ontology annotation, molecular function: voltage-gated channel activity. Gene Ontology annotation, cellular component: plasma membrane.
GGCGGAGCGGCGGAGCCGCGAGGGGGCGGGGGGGGGGUGGGGGGCGGACAGGGGAGCCCCGGGAGCGCGAGCUGCGGCCGGCGCCGCUGCAGAGCCGAGCGAAUCCCGAGCCCAGGUAGCAGGUACCAUUUUGUAUGUCUUGUAAGAACUCACACUUAGAAAUGCUGACGGCAGGCUUCAAGACGGCUGAGCCCCAGUAGACACCAAGAAAACCCAUGGCUCUGGUUGCAUCUUUCAACAUGACCAAUCCACAGCCUGCCAUAGAAGGAGGAAUUUCUGAAGUUGAGAUCAUCUCCCAGCAAGUAGACGAAGAAACCAAGAGCAUUGCUCCCGUGCAGCUGGUGAACUUUGCCUAUCGUGACCUGCCCCUGGCUGCGGUCGACCUCUCCACGGCGGGCUCGCAACUCCUGUCAAAUCUGGACGAAGAUUACCAAAGAGAAGGGUCUACCUGGCUGAAGCCGUGCUGUGGGAAGAGAGCAGCCGUGUGGCAGGUAUUUUUGCUCAGUGCGAGUCUCAACAGUUUCCUGGUAGCCUGUGUAAUAUUGGUGGUGAUUCUCCUGACUCUGGAACUUCUAAUAGAUAUAAAGCUUCUCCAGUGUCUCUUGGUGUUCGUUCUGGUCUUGUGUUUAUGGGAGCCUGAUGCACGUGGCAGUCGAUGGCUUGUCCCGCUACCUCUUCUGUCCUUCUGGAUGUCCUGUGUUUCCAGCGCAUUCCAGUUUGCCGGCAUAAUUCACUGGAUCAGUCUGGUCAUUCUUUCUGUGUUCUUCUCAGAGACUGUUCUGCGGAUUGUGGUCCUUGGGAUCUGGGAUUAUAUUGAAAACAAGAUAGAGGUGUUUGACGGGGCUGUGAUCAUCCUGUCCUUGGCCCCGAUGGUGGCGUCCACCGUGGCCAAUGGGCCCAGGAGCCCCUGGGAUGCCAUCAGCCUCAUUAUCAUGCUCCGGAUCUGGCGGGUGAAGAGGGUCAUUGAUGCUUAUGUCCUGCCGGUGAAGGUGGAGAUGGAGAUGGUCAUCCAGCAGUACGAGAAGGCCAAGGUCAUCCAAGAUGAGCAGCUGGAGAGACUGACGCAGAUCUGUCAGGAGCAAGGGUUUGAGAUCCGGCAGCUGCGGGCGCACCUGGCGCAGCAGGACCUGGACCUGGCUGCGGAGCGCGAGGCGGCGCUGCAGGCCCCUCACGUGCUCAGCCAGCCGCGCAGCCGCUACAAGGUGGUGGAGGCCGGCACGUGGGCCGAGGAGACGGCCGCCGAGAGCGUCAUGGAGGAGCUGCAGCCCUCGCCAGGUGCUGCCGUGAGAGACGACAUGAACAGCUAUGUCAGCCAAUACUACAACGGGCCCAGCAGUGACAGUGGUGCCCCAGAGCCAGCCUUGUGCGUAGUCACCACAGCCGCAGUCGACAUCCACCGGCCCGACCUCUCCUCGGACCUCUGCUCAGUCGACGUGGCCCUGAAGCCCAGCAGCAGUGGCACCUGUGCCAGUGCCAUGUCCGAGAGCGCCUCCCGCUCGACUCACAGCUCUGUCACCCGGGCCCAGAGUGACAGCAGCCAGACGCUGGGCUCCUCUACAGACUGCAGUACCGCCCGCGAGGAGCCGCCCUCAGAGCCCGGCCCCUCUCCUCGGCCACUGCCACCACCACCCCGGCAGCAGAUGGCAGAGGCCGCAGUCCAGGACCUGCUGUCCUCCCUAUCGGAGGACCCCUGCCUGUCCCAGGGGGCCUUGGACCCAGCCCCUCCCACCUGGCCCAGCCCCGUGGGCUCGGCCCAAAGCAGCCCUGAGCUGGAGCCCAGGGUAAGUCUUUUCAACCAGAAGAAUCAGGAGGGCUUCACAGUCUUUCAGAUCAAGCCUGUCAUCCACUUCCAGCCUGCUGCACCCAUGCUGGAGGAGAAGUUCAGAUCUUUGGAAUCCAAAGAGCAAAAGUUGCACAGGGUCCCUGAAGCCUAGAGCCUCCAGCUGGGCUGGGUGGGAGGAGGGCCGAGAGCUGUCUGGAUGCUCUCCGAGGGCCCCGGAGGCCGCCAGGGGCCACACGCAGGGCCUCCCCCAGGGUGCUGCCUGCCUCCAGGGAGGUGUCACGGGGCCAAGAGGCCACAUGCCUCAGACCUCAGAGCCCAGAGCUGGCGUCUCCUCGGGCCCUGCUCAGGGGAGGGUGGUGCUCAUGGCUGGGGUCUUUUUAAACCAUUUUUACAAAAACCAGCCCGUGGCCCAGCUUCAGCAGGGUAGAGCGCAGGGACCAGCCCAGCCUCUUCCGUGGCCUUCGUCCCUGGCGCCCACCCUGGAGCCCUGGGAAGAGCACUGUGAGCAGGGGCUACCUAGCCCCACCCCCAGCCGUCUCAUUUUUUCCCGGAAUCCGGGGUGGAGCCGACACAGUCACACAGACCACCAUCUGAGACCGCCAUCUGAGCCUAUUUCGUUCAUCCUCAUCUCCUUCAGCAUGAGCAUCUCUGAGUCUUUUCCAGACAAAUCUAGUUUUCACCUUCACAGGACAUAAUGGGAUGAAUCUGG